AUUAAUAAUAAUAAUUUUUAAAACAUGAAUUCAAUGAUCCAUGAUGAAGAACCCUAUUAUUAUAAAAUUUAUGAAAUUUAUGGAGUCUAUGAUUAGAUGUUAGAUCAUCUAGAUUAAGAGUAAAUGCCUUAAAAAAUUUCUAAAUUCUUAACAUAAAGCAAAGAUGAUGAACUAAGAAGAUAAAUGAGAUUUUUAACUUUAGCUCACAGAAGGAUUAAAAAAAAAAAAAAAAAAUAUAGAUAUAUUAAACUAAGUAAGUAAAAAGUUUAUAUCUAGAAAAAUCAUUCUAGUCUAAUGAACUGUAUAUAGAUGGUUCACAAUAUGAAAACAAUGUUUUUUUGUUAUUUUCCAUAAGAUAAGAAGAAUGACAUCGAAAAACAUAAAC
Paramecium sonneborni is the source of this 385-nucleotide messenger RNA. Lineage: Eukaryota; Ciliophora; Oligohymenophorea; Peniculida; Parameciidae. The record is from the annotation of a GenBank genome assembly.